Messenger RNA from Colletotrichum graminicola M1.001, 1749 nucleotides. RefSeq lists its product as uncharacterized. Gene Ontology annotation, cellular component: SAS acetyltransferase complex. NCBI's taxonomy places the organism in Eukaryota, Fungi, Ascomycota, Sordariomycetes, Glomerellales, Glomerellaceae. The transcript has 2 exons. Gene Ontology annotation, molecular function: histone acetyltransferase activity. The coding region runs from base 1 to 1749 and encodes 582 amino acids. The record is from RefSeq and is a predicted model, not a curated record.
AUGGCCUCCGUCACGCGCUCCACCAGGAGGGCGACGAACACUGAAGGCCUCGUCCAGCAGCAGCUUCACCCGGUGCCCAUCCCACGCCCCCAUCACCAUCCCGUCCAGGCCUUCGCUACCAACACGAACACGGCGACGCGCGCCGCCAAUAGCCCCCAAAACGUCAACACCUACCAUCAUUCCAUACCCGGUCGCACCAAGCGCCAGCUCGACUCGCCCGACAACCUCGUCGAUUUCAAUCACCAGAAACCCAAGCGACCGAGGACCAGCAUCGAGAUCCUCAUUAGGCCUGCCCCGUCGCCCGCGAGACCUGCCGACGCCAACGCGACCACCCCCAACGUCACCGCGACUCCGCAACCGACCACCACGACAACGCCUCGACCGCCCGGCCCCCUAACAAAGACUACGCCCAAAUCAGCACCCCAACACGUCGCGACAGUGCAUCCCCCCAAUCCCACCCCGCUUCCCGCCAGCAACGAUGCUUCUCACUUGACCAAACACCAAGAAAAGGUCAUCAACGGUAUUAAACACGAGCUGGACCGCCUGCAGCCCCGCCAGGUAGAUACCCACACAAAGGAGGGGGGUCGCAAACUACGAUCCCAGGAGGCCACUCGCUUCAAGAGCGAACUGUCGGCCUACUUCUCCGAGUACGAUGAGGUCAUUGGGAAUGAGCCCAAGGAACAGCAACUCUUCACUAUAGAUACCCCGAUAGUCAUUUUUGACUCGAACCCCAUACGCCACCAGUCAGUCGCCUGGCAUCGACAUCUGGGCACCUCCGCAGAAUCCAAAGCCAUACAUGAUGGCCCAGCAAGUUUGCCAGAGGGGCACCAGGUGCCAGUGCGUGGCUACGGCGAUGCUUUGUUUGACGAGCUCGUCGAUGCCCAGCGCAUAGAUUUUGAUUUCCUGGGCAUCUCCCAUAAAAGAGAACCCGUCGAGGAUCCUCUCCCCGAUGCAACCUUUGUUUCAGCCCACAAGAGGGCGGAAAGACUGGAAAAGUCCAUCCGCAACACGGAAAGGGGCCGGGCCCAGCAUGAAAAGGACCAGAUUGCCCGCCUGCUCGACGGCCUUCAAGGCCACGACUGGUUGCGAGUCAUGGGUGUCAGUGGUGUGACGGAGACGAGGAAGAAGCAGUUCGAGCCGGCGCGGCAGCAUUUUGUCAAAGGCUGUCAGGCGAUUCUCGACAAGUUCCGUCAGUGGAGCCUGGAAGAAAAACGUCGCAAGGCCGAGAAAGACCGCGCUGUGGCCGAGAAGGCAGAGGCGGAAGACUCAUCCGAGGACCGGUCACCUAUGGAGUCCGCAAGCGGCGAGGAAGCUGCUCAGGAAGAUGGGCGUAGUGGCGAUAUCAGUGACGGGGACCCUCCGGGCUCUGAUGAUGAUGACGACGACGACGACGACGACGGUGACAGUGACGACGAUGGCGACUCAGUGACCCAACAGCUUCGCGAAGAAGCCAAAGCAAAGUCGGGCGCGUCGAGGAACAGCAGGAAGCGCCUGCGAGUCACACCACAACCUCGGCCCCCGCCAAAGCCUGAACCCCCAAGGGAGUUCAAGUCGUUCUUCAAGAAGAGGUACGAAAGGGACGCCGCCUUGCAUCGGCACAGGCGUACCGGCCGCAAGGUGGUGGCGUGGGGACACCCUGUACCAGAGAUGCCCGAGGCGGAUUUCAAUCUUCCUGAAGAGUUUCGCGACGAGGAGACGCUGAGAGUGCAUGCGAGGAAGAAGCGUCGUGAUCGCCGAGGUCGGCACUGA